Molecule: messenger RNA, 1383 nt
Organism: Dovyalis caffra
Lineage: Eukaryota; Viridiplantae; Streptophyta; Magnoliopsida; Malpighiales; Salicaceae
Source: the annotation of a GenBank genome assembly
AUGCUUAGGGAUCAUUCUAAUAAUGGUCUUGGUGGUGUUGUUAAUGGGGUUUUGAAUUCGAGAUUUGAUGGGUUUAGAAAGAUGGGUCGAGUAGAGGCAUAUGGGAAGAUGACAAUGAUUAGUGAUGAGGAUGGAGAUGGUUUCGUUUUUGGGUCUGCUUCAGCGGCUUACCAGUGUGAAGGUGAAACAAACAGAAGUGGUAAAGGGCCCAACAUAUGGGACACUUUCAUUGAGGAGCAUACAGAGAGGAUAACCGACCAUAGUAAUGCAAAUGUGGCCGUUGAUUUCUAUCAUCGCUAUAAGGAAGAUGUGCAAAGAAUGAAGGAAAUGGGAAUGGAUGCUUUCAGAUUCUCUAUUUCUUGGUCUAGAGUGUUGCCACAUGGUAGACUAAGUGCAGGAACAAACGAAGAAGGGAUCCAAUUUUACAACAAUCUCAUCGAUGAGCUCAUAAAAAAUGGUAUACAGCCCUAUGUAACCCUCUUUCAUUGGGACACUCCACAAGCACUUGAAGAUAAAUAUGGUGGUCUUUUAAGCCCUAACAUUUUAAAUGAUUUCCGAGACUUUGUGGAUCUUUGCUUCCAAAAAUUUGGAGACCGAGUGAAGAAUUGGAUCACUUUAAAUGAGCCUUUUAUUUUCAGCGUCAAUGGUUAUGACACGGGCACAAUUGCACCUGGUAGAAUUUCAACUCUGGAGAACUCAUGUCCAGGCCAACCCAAAAUCUCAGGUGCCACCGAGGUUUACAAAGUGACCCAUCAUCUAUUGCUUGCUCAUGCAACAGCUGUGAAAGUAUACAAGGAAAAAUAUCAGGCAUGUCAAGGAGGACAAAUUGGAAUAACUCUCGUUUCUCAUUGGUUUGAACCUUACUCAAACAGUGAAGGUGAUCAGAAUGCAGUUAAACGAAGCCUUGAUUUUAUGCUUGGAUGGUACAUGAGUCCUUUAACUAAAGGUGACUAUCCGCAGAACAUGCAUGACUAUGUUGGAGGAAGAUUGCCUAAAUUCAGUGAAGAGGAAUCUAAGAUGCUGAUAGGAUCUUAUGACUUCAUUGGAAUCAAUUACUAUACUACAUAUUACGCUCGGAAUGUUGAGGAUGUUAAUUAUAAAGAUAUUGGCUUUAUGGAAGAUGCUCGUCUCACUUGGCCAGGGGAGAGAAACGGAAUACCAAUUGGUCCACAGACAAACGCAAGCUGGCUAUAUAUUCAUCCUGAAGGUAUUCGCCACCUAUUGAAUUAUAUAAAGGACGAGUAUGGAAAUCCAACAAUAUAUAUAACUGAAAAUGGAGUUGAUGACGUGAAUUCCUCAUCAUUGGAGGAAGCCCUCAAUGAUCCCAUAAGAGAGAAAUCUUUCAAAGACAUUUUUCACAAUGUUCUCAAAUCCAUCAAGUGA